AUGGUCCGCUCAUGGCUCAUGCAUUCCACUGUCCCUUCGAUCUCCCACAGUAGUUUAUGGAUUGAUUCAGCCCAUGAUAUCUGGGUUGAUUUGCAUGAUUGGUUCUCUCCAAAGAAUGCCCCACGCAUAUUCAAAAUUCGGCGUACUCUUUCGACCCAUGUUCAAGGCAACGAUUCUAUUUCAGCCUAUUACACUAUCGUCAAAGGUCUUUGCGAUGAGCUUCUCUCUUAUUGCACUCUGCCGGCUUGUUCUUGUGGUGCUAUGACCACUUUGCAAUCCUUCCUUGAAACUGAUCACCUUCUGGACUUUCUCCAAGGGCUUAAUGAUUCUUAUGCUGCUGUCCGAAGUCAGAUUUUACUGAUGGAUCCCUUGCCAUCCAUAAAUAAAGCUUACUCUCUUUUGCUCCAAGAGGAACGCCAGAGAUCAUUGCGCGAUGUUCACACCGCCCUUCCAGACCAGGCUGCUAUGGCUGUCACGGCAUCCUCCCUUGACCGCCGAUCAGGUUCUAGUUCUUCUACUAAACCAAGUUAUUAUUGCACCUUCUACAACAAAAAUGGCCACACCGAAUCCCGAUGCUUUAAGAAGAAUGGUUACCCAGAUUGGUAG
Telopea speciosissima is the source of this 606-nucleotide messenger RNA. RefSeq lists its product as uncharacterized. Bases 1 to 606 code for a protein of 201 amino acids. The transcript has a single exon. The record is from RefSeq and is a predicted model, not a curated record. Lineage: Eukaryota; Viridiplantae; Streptophyta; Magnoliopsida; Proteales; Proteaceae.